UCAGAGAAGCAGCCCGAUCUACAGAAUCGAAGCACCGGAUCAGCUAUAUUUGCAAGGAUUAACCGUGUUCUAAAAUCAACAAUCGAUCGAAAAUGAAAGUGUUUGCCAUCGCUUGUGUGACCCUAUUGGCGGCCAGCUGCGCCUUCGCCGCGCCCAGUGUUCAAGACAACCGGGUCGAGGGCGACAAUACCCUGGGCCGGGCCGCCCGGUAUCUGGGCGCCUGUCUGGAGAGCGACGACAUGGCCACCUGCCUGGCCGUCAAGGGCAUCACCGCCCUCAACCGCGCCGCUAGGAGCAACAACAUCGAGCUGGCCACCGGAGUCACCUUCCAGAGAGAUCCCGCCAGUCCCGUUGCCCGCACUGGAAAAUCGCUGAGCGAACAGGAUGUCUAUGCCGAGCUACCCCAGAAUGCCGAUGAGCGUACUGGUCGUCUAGUGGAUCUGGCCGUCUCUAGCGCCGCCGAUUUCCUGAGCACACACAACUUGGAGUUCAAGCUGCCCGCUGAGACCACCCAGCAGGUGGCUCGUGCCCUCGAUGAAGGUCGUGGCAAGAUCAAGAAGAUGCUGGGACCCGUGGCUCUGGCCAUUGGCGCAAAGCUGUUCGCCGUCAUUCCCCUGGUGCUCGGUUUCCUUGCCCUGCUGACGUUCAAGGCCGUGAUCGUGGCCAAGUUGGCCUUCUUCCUGGCCAUCUUGGUCGGCGGCUCCCGCCUGCUGGGCGGAUUUGGCAACAAGUUUGGCGGAAACUCCUUGGCCGGAGCCUACAACUCAAACGCCUGGUCCGCUCCUGCCAGCGCCGGUUGGAGCUCGGGAGCCUCCUCGUCCUAUCCCUAUGCCCGCAGCAUCAGCGAAGAUGGAUCCGAUGCCCAGCAGUUGGCCUACGCCGGCCAGCAGCAGCAGUAGAAGCGGCUGGGAGACAGCUCCAACAGAUGUGCCUUCGUUUUGAAACCUUUAGUCUGUAGUAAUUUAUUCGAAAUGUAAUUAACUAAUUUAUUGACACACCAACGCACACAGCACCCGCAAGUCAAGUCGAAUGUUUGAAUAAAACCAAGAGCAUUGCACCCGAAAAAAGACAUAAAAAAAAUGUAAUCCGCAAAUCCAAG
This is a messenger RNA of Drosophila yakuba, 1099 nucleotides long. RefSeq lists its product as uncharacterized. The record is from RefSeq and is a predicted model, not a curated record. The transcript is spliced from 3 exons. NCBI's taxonomy places the organism in Eukaryota, Metazoa, Arthropoda, Insecta, Diptera, Drosophilidae. The coding region runs from base 93 to 899 and encodes 268 amino acids.